Messenger RNA from Stereum hirsutum FP-91666 SS1, 1932 nucleotides. RefSeq lists its product as uncharacterized. Lineage: Eukaryota; Fungi; Basidiomycota; Agaricomycetes; Russulales; Stereaceae. The coding region runs from base 1 to 1932 and encodes 643 amino acids. The record is from RefSeq and is a predicted model, not a curated record. The transcript is spliced from 6 exons.
AUGCCCGAAUCUCCACCCUUCGAUUCUACUGCUGAAGAGUCCUUCCUCGAACUGGGUGCGGACACAAACAAGAGCAACUGGACUUGGUCUAAGAAGUCAAAGUGGGAAGCUGAAGAGGGCGAGUACCAGCAGUUCUACGACCACUGGCGCGACCGCAUCUUCCCUACCUCUCAGACUUUUCCCUACGUGCUACAUCUUGGAGUGGACGACGACGGCGAGCCUCUCCUGCCUUUCCAUGGCAAGGACACAACGGGGAACAGAAUCCUCGUCACGAAGUCCUACGACGACAUGUUCCACCGCAUACUGCGUUUUCGUGCGACUGGGGAGAGGCACCAUGGCGUGGUGAUCACCGGGCAGCCAGGCAGUGGCAAGACGACCUUUCAGAAAUACAUGCUUGCACGACUACUCUCAACAAAACAAGUCGUGCUCUUCUCGUCCUCAUCCCUUCUCUACCUCUUCUUCGAUGGCCGGGUCUACCUAUCAAAAACAGGCCACUUCCUUCCUCAACCUUCCCAAACAUCGAGAGAAAUACGACCUGUGGACGUGUCUCCACCGGAUCCUUCGAGAUAUAAGGAUUGGCGUAAACAGGCGAAUGCUGCGUUGUGGGGUAUGCCACUUUGGAGUAUGGAAGAGCUACUGGCGGGUUUACCUGUCCAGCCUGGAUAUGAUAGGCUUAGAACCGACCUAGAAAGGAUCCUUCCAUUCCUGGACGAGGAUACGUCCUUCUUCAACCGGACUGCGCACUCACUACCGAAAAUGACGGACGCCGUCAUCGAAGUUCUAAAGAGGGAGAGGAGAAGGCGGACGGAAGGGGACUCGAGGGAGGAAGAGGCCGGUUCAAACAUCAAGGAUGACAAGGCCCUACUAUCGACCGCAUCCAAAGACGAGGUUGACGAUGCGCUCAAAAUCUUAGUCCGUAACGCAACCGAAGAAUUCGGGUUCGCCCCUCAUGACGUCUACCAGGCCGUCUUCGAGCUCCCUCUGACUCAAACCGAGCACGACGCCGCGCUAGUAGGCUUUGGGUGCUCGGAGAUCCUGGCUUCAGUUCGAGCAUUCGCCAUUAACCGCACCUUCCCCUCCGACACAUCCUACCGCAUCUUCGCCAUGCUCCCUCUUCAAAAUCAGCUGUCAUCCUCUACCAGUGAAGUCUAUGAUGACUGGGCGAUCGACUUCAAAUCCAUCCAGAUCGCUAAAAAGGUCGUUUUCGCGCUGAUAGACUCGGAGGAAACGCACGAAGACCUUCAGAAGACGUACGACCUUCUCUACCGUUAUCCGCGGGGCUCUACGUUGGCGGGAUGCGUGUUCGAAGCGAUGGUCCAUCGUAUGCUCUACAGCACCUCGUUCGAGGAAAGGGAGCUGUGGCAGAUCCGCAUGGAUCGUACUGAAACGCCAGGUGUUUAUUCCACGAAUUUCACCACCUCGAACGCAUGGCGGUCACCUCCUCCACACGACGGAGCGAGCGAUUCUAUGAUACUGGUCGACCUGAACGGUAUCGAGACUACCGUUCAGGUCGACCGUAACCGUGGUCGGAACUACUACAUCCCAACUCCAAGCUGCGCAUCCCCUGAUCCCUUCUUUCACUCCUUCAGCGUCGAUUUCGACGGACCUCAACACAUUGGAGUCGUGAUCUCUGUCUUUGGGAUAUCGAUGUCAGGGAGGCACUGUACAUCAUCCGAGUCAAGCGAGGGCUACCAUUUCAUCCGUAAAAUCGUCGCCCGCGUGCGCGCGUUGUUAGCAUCGGAAUCGGAGAGGCACAGAUGGGGGGCUGAACUCGAGGUCCAAGUCCGAGUCGCGUAUUGUCUCGUUUGUCCCGAAGGUCAACGUGUGUACGAGUACCCGGCCUGGGAGAUGCCCAUGGGUUGGGACGAGCUCGAUACCGCCGAUAGCGGGGAGGAGUUUUGCGUCGAGCUCAAGCUUCAAGGCCGUGUAUGA